Penicillium canescens is the source of this 335-nucleotide messenger RNA. Its product is annotated as PLAC8 family protein. The record is from RefSeq and is a predicted model, not a curated record. The transcript has 2 exons. The coding region runs from base 6 to 335 and encodes 109 amino acids. Lineage: Eukaryota; Fungi; Ascomycota; Eurotiomycetes; Eurotiales; Aspergillaceae.
GUUUGAUGAGUUGCUGUCUUCCUUGCUUGACCUUUGGAAAGACUCAGGCCCGAGUCAAAAAUCCGACCCUUUCCAAUUUCAGCUACUGCAACUCGGAUUGCGGCCUGUUUACUUGCCUCGGUUUCGUUUGGUCACACUGGAUCCUGCAGACGAUUCGUCGUAGCGAACUGCGUCAACAGUUUGGAAUCAAGGGUAAUUGUUGCGGGGAUUGUUGUGCUGUUUUCUGGUGUUCUUGUUGUGCAAUUAUCCAAGAAGAAAAGGAAGCCGAGCUCCGGACGCGCCCUGCUGCCCAGGCGGCGUACCAGCCGACAUCUGGGAUGGUCUACCCACAGUAG